This is a messenger RNA of Papilio polytes (common Mormon), 997 nucleotides long. It is a transcript of the gene EcR, whose product is annotated as ecdysone receptor. Lineage: Eukaryota; Metazoa; Arthropoda; Insecta; Lepidoptera; Papilionidae. Gene Ontology annotation, molecular function: ecdysone binding; zinc ion binding; RNA polymerase II cis-regulatory region sequence-specific DNA binding. The transcript is spliced from 6 exons. The coding region runs from base 1 to 972 and encodes 323 amino acids. The record is from RefSeq and is a predicted model, not a curated record. Gene Ontology annotation, biological process: negative regulation of transcription by RNA polymerase II; ecdysone receptor signaling pathway; cell differentiation. Gene Ontology annotation, cellular component: nucleus.
AUGAACAUGGAACUGUGCCUGGUGUGCGGCGACAGAGCCUCCGGCUACCACUAUAAUGCGCUCACCUGUGAAGGAUGCAAAGGGUUCUUCAGGCGGAGUGUUACCAAAAAUGCAGUUUACAUAUGUAAGUUCGGACACGCGUGUGAAAUGGACAUGUACAUGCGACGUAAGUGUCAAGAGUGCCGGCUGAAGAAGUGUUUGGCGGUGGGCAUGCGACCUGAGUGCGUGGUGCCUGAGACCCAGUGCGCUAUGAAGAGGAAGGAAAAGAAAGCGCAGCGGGAAAAGGACAAACUGCCUGUCAGUACGACCACAGUUGACGACCACAUGCCCCCUAUUAUGCAGUGCGACCCACCUCCACCAGAAGCUGCUAGGAUUCACGACUUGGUACCGCGGUUCCUUCCGGACAAGUUGCUGGAGCAGAACAGGUUGAAGAACAUCCCGGCGCUCACCACCAACCAGCAGUUCCUCAUCGCGAGGCUCGUCUGGUACCAGGACGGGUACGAGCAGCCUUCCGAAGAGGAUCUGAAGCGGGUCACGGAAACGUGGCAGCAUAAUGACGAGGAUGAGGAACAGUCAGACCUGCCCUUCCGCCAGAUCACAGAGAUGACGAUCCUCACAGUGCAGCUGAUCGUGGAGUUCGCUAAGGGCUUGCCGGGCUUCGCCAAGAUCUCACAGCCUGAUCAAAUUACAUUAUUAAAGGCGUGUUCGAGCGAGGUGAUGAUGUUGCGCGUGGCGCGGCGCUACGACCCCGACACGGACAGCGUGCUGUUCGCCAACAACAAGGCGUACACGCGCGACAACUACCGCAAGGCCGGCAUGGCCUACGUCAUCGAGGACCUGCUGCACUUCUGCCGCUGCAUCUACACCAUGUCGCUCGACAACGUGCACUACGCCCUCCUCACCGCCAUCGUUAUAUUCUCCGGUCAGCUUAUAAACUUACUUGUACAAGAUACUAAAGAACUUGGGAUUUAAUGUCGAUAGGUGUUUCUAAACGAAU